This is a messenger RNA of Gadus morhua (Atlantic cod), 3132 nucleotides long. It is a transcript of the gene nup42, whose product is annotated as nucleoporin 42. Gene Ontology annotation, molecular function: metal ion binding. The transcript has 7 exons. The coding region runs from base 167 to 1801 and encodes 544 amino acids. The record is from RefSeq and is a predicted model, not a curated record. Lineage: Eukaryota; Metazoa; Chordata; Actinopteri; Gadiformes; Gadidae.
GUUUCAAUGACGUGUAAAAGUGGCGACUCUUGUUUGGAUUCAUGUGGUAGUGCGCCAAGUCGUGUAGCUAGUUCCAUCAAAACAAUGGUAAUUAAUCAAGAAUACUUUGCGAAGUAGUGGAUUUACACUCAAAGUAUUAACUAAAACCGAAGCCUUGAACUCAAACAUGCCAGUGUGCAGUUUUUUUAUUCAAGGACGUUGUCGGUACGGUGACAAAUGUUGGAAUGAGCACCCCCAAGGAGGUGGAGGAGGAGGAGGAGGUGGUAGUGGUGGUGGUGGUGGUCGAGGAGGAGGUGGUGGAUUUAACAACCGUUCAACUCCGCAACAACCCAGGGGUGGUGGCGGCUUUGGUAACAGAGUUUGGGUGAAUCCAUCGCAGAAUCAGUCGGCAGGAAACUAUAUCCAGCCUUCAUCUUUCUCCUCUCAAGGUGGCAAUGACUGGGGCAGGGGAGGAGGUGGUGGGACUGACUGGGGCGGCGGAGGAGGAGGAGGAGGAGGAGGAGGUGGUGGAGGGGGUGGGGCUGACUGGGGCAAAGGAGGUGGAGGAGCCGGUGGGGCUGACUGGGGCAAAGGAGGUGGAGGAGCCGGUGGGGCUGACUGGGGCCGAAGAGGAGGUGGAGGAGGGGGUGGGGCUGACUGGGGCAGAGGUGGAGGAGGCGGGGGCAGAAGGGAAAACAACAAGAGCUCCGAAUUCAGUUUUUCCUCACAGAAUCGCUAUUCUGCCCUCAACACGCAGCAGACUUUUGAUAAAGUAGGGGGAGGAAGCGAUGAACAGGAAAAACAUCUGGAGACCGUCAAGAAUGAUGUGGAGAUCUGGGAGACAUCAGGACAAUGGAUGUUUUCAUGUUAUGCCCCGACCAUCGCAACCAUUUCAGGUUUUGCAGAUCUCUCUCAGGAAGAGCUCAGGCUAGAGUACUGCAACAGCAGAGACUCGGGUGAUUUACAGAAUUAUACUAAUGGCAUCAAUCAAGCAGUCAACCAAUGGCGGAGCAGGGUCCAGGAGCUAAGAGCCAUGAAUGCAACCACUCGCGUUGCUUUGCUGGCUGAGCUGAACAACCCCACGCCCCAGGCCCCCCCGGCCGGCUGUGGCUCGGCCACGUCUGCCUUCGGGUCGUCCACGCCCAGCGUGGGCACUGGCUUGGGGGCCGCCGCACCGACCCAGGCCAACACCUUCAGCUUCGCCACCCCGGCCGCCGGCGGCUUCGGCUCCUCGGCUCCAGCGGCUCCCGCAGGUUUCGGCGCGGCCGCUGCGACCCCCGCGCAACCCAGCUUCGGGUUCGGCUCGGAACCGGCGCCGGCGGCGGCGGCGGCGCCGGCAGCGUCCGGCUUCUCUUUCGCCGCUCCAGACCCCAACAAGGCUCCGGCCCCCGCAGGGUUUGGCUCCGCCUCCGCCUCCACCUUCAGCUUCUCUUCCGCCACGACGGCGGCGGCGACGCCCGCAGGCGCCCCCGGGUUCGGUGCGGCGGCCCCCGGGUUCGGGGCGGCGGCCCCCGGGUUCGGGGCGGCGGCCCCCGGGUUCGGGGCGGCGGCCCCCGGGUUCGGGGCGGCGGCCCCGGCUGCGGGCAGCGGGAGCGUGUUCGGACAGGGGGGCGGGGGGUUCGGGGCGGCCCGACCCACGGGUCAACCAGCGGCAGCAGCAGCAGGGGGGACCAGGAGCUCCGCCGGGGGGCCCGGGGACAGCCUCUUCACCCCCCAGAGUGAGUUGACCCCAGAGGAACUGGGUCAGUUUGGAGCCAAGAGGUUCACACUAGGACAGAUACCCCUGAAGCCCCCGCCAAUGGACAUGCUGGUGGGCUUUUAGCAGGAAUAUAAUCUUAUCCUUUUGGACUUUUGGGAGAUAUAACAUAAUUUCGUUAUUACUAAUCAAAUUUGCUAUGCAAAGACAUCUACCCCGUAGAUUUGCGACUAAUUGAAAUGAGGUUUGAUGAUGGCAUGAUGUUUUUUUAUAAUAAAUGUACGCACAGCAACAUUGAAAACAUGCUUUAUCUUACCUACUUUACAGUUAAGCUUUGCUUUCUCUUAAAUACACUGACAGCAGGAACUAUAUGUCAGAACUGUGUCACUGCUUAUAUUUAAUUUGCUGAGCAUUGUGAAACCGUAUCCUUGUAAAACUUUGUGUGCAAUGGACGAAUGGUUGGGAUUUGGCACUCCUCCAAAGCUCUCACUGUUUCAUUCUAGUCCAGUCCAAUAAUAUUGAUCCAGGAGAGGUUAAACAACUUCCAAUUACACCGGGUUCCAGUAUUCUAUUAGCAUAUUCAAUACAAACGUAUUACAUGAUAUACGAAUACGGCCCUCAUUUAAGAGCCAAACACUGUUAUGCUAUUCUGCUUCAAGGGAAGCCUCUGCUGACUUGACAAUAUAGGAUUUAGCUGACAGGGUUUUCGGGACAACGGUGAUCUUACAUAAUUAGCCUUAGAUAGAAUGUAGCCACGACAUACUUUAACUAUAUUCUUUGUGUUACACAAAGAGAAUUAACGGUUACAUCCGUGGUCAAAUGUGAUAGCAACAUCAAGUUCACAGCUAAUUAAUGUAGUUACCCUUAAUGCCAGUGCAAAUGUAUGAGCAGAAACGUCAAUAAUUCAGCACGUUAAUAGAAAGUGAUGCGGGCCAUACUGGACAUUAGAUUAGUUUGACGACGUGAUCGGCCGAGAAGACCGAAUCUGACCCUUUGCCCAUAAGUGAAUUAAGCAAUCACUAUUAUUUUGAGGAACUGCCUGUCUCUGUUAAGGAAACACAAGUAUGACCAGCAUAGUUUUGAGUGUUAAGCAACAUCAUCAAUAGGGAGAAAUUCAUCAUAUUGGAUAUUAGGAAGAAUAAUGUUUUAUCUUGGAUAUAUCGUGGAAAGGCAGCAGUUCAGCAUCAUUCAAUGUUAAACAUGUCACUAGAAAACCCAUUUUUUUCUAUUGAUAUUAUUUCUUCAUCUGUAAUUCAUCAACAUCAUCAAUAUCCUCCAGUGAUUUAUUUUUCAUUUUUGGUAUUUACAUUUAAGAGGAGGCAAUACAUAAUACAUAGCCUCCAAAUAUUUUUUAACUUUUCUACUUUCAGGAAAUAGUCAAAUAUUGCUGUUGAACAACUAUUCUAUUUUACAUGUAUUAUAAUAUUUUGUUUAAUAUUAAAAGCACACACACUCGC